Messenger RNA from Fusarium verticillioides 7600, 339 nucleotides. RefSeq lists its product as hypothetical. The record is from RefSeq and is a predicted model, not a curated record. The transcript has 3 exons. Lineage: Eukaryota; Fungi; Ascomycota; Sordariomycetes; Hypocreales; Nectriaceae. Bases 1 to 339 code for a protein of 112 amino acids.
AUGUACGGAGACAGAAAGUAUCAUCAGAGAGAGCUUAGGUCAGGUUUGUUGACAAGUGAGAGAGCCAAGACUCUUGUUGUAAGCACGAUCAAUGUGAUACAAGAGGCGGUAGCAAAUGUCAACCUAGGCAAGUCUCCACCGCCAGCAGGGAUUGGGUGUGCUCUUCACCAAAAACUCCAUGACGAUCUCCCGCUGACGAUGGCCCUGGCAACAUCGUUCACAAGCAAGUUUUUUUACGAUGCGAAGCUGAAAUUGAACUUGAGAAUCGAUGCGCCGUUGUGCGGCACGGCCAUGCGAGUGAAAUUUCCCACUGGUCUGGCUAUAGCCAUGACCGGCUAG